Molecule: messenger RNA, 3826 nt
Organism: Dipodomys ordii (Ord's kangaroo rat)
Lineage: Eukaryota; Metazoa; Chordata; Mammalia; Rodentia; Heteromyidae
Product: UHRF1-binding protein 1-like
Exons: 16
Coding region: 477-3791 (1104 amino acids)
Source: RefSeq, a predicted model, not a curated record
UGGCGCUGGCAGCAGCCGUGGCGGCCUGAGCGUCAUGCUCCCGGUCCUCGCCGACGGCGGCGCCUGUGGCCUCGGCCAAGGCCUCGAGUCUCUUCCGGGAGUGAGCGCUCAGGCUCCUCUCCUCUGGCCUGGUUAGUCCGGACAGAGAGGAACACUGAGAGAGCGGCUGCCCGCUCCCCGGCACCAUGGCUGGCAUCAUCAAGAAACAGAUCCUGAAGCACCUCUCCAGCGUUCCCUGCUGGCUGUGGUGGAGAUUGGUGUGCUGUGAAUUGCAUAACCACCUAAAUGAGUACCAGAAGAGUCUAAGAGCCACUGGCAACUGACUACUUGCUUUCAUCAGGAAUAGGGAGCUUUUGUCUGAAUUUCCUGCCCUCAGAUUUACCAAAAAUUUAUCUCCUGACAAGAUAAAUCUAAGUACCCUUAAAGGAGAAGGUGAACUGAAGAAUUUGGAGUUAGAUGAAGAGGUGCUACAGAAUAUGUUGGAUUUGCCCACAUGGCUUGCUAUCAACAAAGUUUUUUGUAAUAAAGCGUCCAUUAGGAUCCCAUGGACAAAACUGAAAACACAUCCCAUCUGUUUGUCUUUAGAUAAAGUAAUAAUGGAAAUGAGUACAUGUGAAGAGCCCCGUGCUCCAAAUGGUCCAUCACCAAUUGCAACUGCUUCAGGACAAAGUGAAUAUGGCUUUGCUGAAAAAGUAGUUGAGGGAAUUACUGUUUCUGUAAAUUCUAUUGUCAUCAGAAUAGGAGCAAAAGCCUUCAAUGCAUCCUUUGAACUUUCUCAGCUAAGGAUCUACAGUGUAAAUGCAAACUGGGAACAUGGAGAUUUAAGAUUUACUCGUAUUCAAGAUCCACAGAGAGGAGAGGUUUUGACAUUUAAAGAAAUGAAUUGGCAGAUGAUUCGAAUAGAAGCGGAUGCCACCCAAAGUUCACAUCUUGAAAUUAUGUGUGCUCCUGUUCGAUUAAUAACUAAUCAAUCAAAAAUCAGAGUCACACUUAAAAGAAGAUUAAAAGACUGCAAUGUCAUAGCAACAAAGUUAGUUCUAAUAUUGGAUGAUUUAUUAUGGGUUUUAACGGAUUCUCAGUUGAAGGCUAUGGUACAAUAUGCAAAAUCUCUUAGCGAAGCAAUAGAAAGAUCUACAGAACAGAGGAAAAGUAUGGCUCCUGAACCUACACAGAGCUCUACAGUAGCCCCAUCUACUCAGCAAGUAAAGACACCACAGACUCCAAAUGCUCCUGAUCUGAAUGAUGCAAUUGUGAAACUCUUCAGUGACUUUGAUGUUAAAGAAACCUCCCAUCAUUUAGUGAUUUCUCACCUAGAUCUUCACAUUUGUGAUGAUAUUCAUGCGAAAGAAAAAGAAUCAAACAGACGUAUUACUGGAGGUGCUAUGCAACUCUCUUUUACACAGUUGACCAUAGAUUAUUAUCCUUAUCAUAAAGCUGGAGACAGUUGUAGUCACUGGAUGUAUUUUAGUGAUGCAACCAAGACAAAAAAUGGAUGGGCCAAUGAACUGUUACAUGAGUUUGAAUGCAACGUUGAAAUGCUUAAACAGGCUGUAAAGGACCAUAAUGUAGGUUCACCUCCUAAAUCCCCAACACAUGCCUCUCCCCAGCACACACAAACAGAGAAGGAUUCUACUCUGAAAAGCAGUUCUAGAACAUCUUCAGUAUUAUCUCAACAAUCAAAAGCUAAGCUUAUGUCUAGUUCCGUUGUGGUUAGACUUGCAGAUUUCAAUAUAUACCAGGUCUCUACAGCAGAACAAUGUCGUUCUUCCCCUAAAAGUAUGAUUUCCUGCAACAAAAAAUCCUUGUAUCUUCCACAAGAAAUGUCAGCUGUCUACAUAGAAUUCACAGAAUAUUACUAUCCAGAUGGAAAGGAUUUUCCCAUUCCAUCUCCUAACCUGUAUAGCCAGCUGAAUGCACUGCAAUUUACUGUGGAUGAAAGAAGCAUUCUAUGGCUAAAUCAAUUUCUUCUGGACUUAAAACAGAGCCUUAAUCAGUUCAUGACUGUGUACAAGUUGAAUGACUCAAAAUCUGAUGAGCAUGUUGAUAUUCGAGUGGAUGGAUUAAUGCUAAAGAUUGUCAUUCCUUCCGAAAUGAAAUCUGAAUGUCAUCAAGAUCAACCACACACCCUUUCUAUUCAGAGUUCUGAAAUGAUUGCCACAAAUACAAGGCACUGUCCAAACUGUCGACAUUCUGAUCUAGAAGCUCUGUUUCAAGACUUCAAAGAUUGUGAUUUUUUUAGUAAAACUUACACUCGCUUCCCUAAGUCUUCUGACAGUUUUCAUCUUCUACAUCCAAUUUUCCAGAGACAUGCUCAUGAACAAGAUACUAAAAUGCAUGAAGUGUAUAAAGGAAAUAUUACUCCUGAGUUGAAUAAAUAUACUCUUAAAUCUUCUGCUGCCAUGGAUGUUUGGGCAGUACACUUUUCUCAAUUUUGGAUAGAUUAUGAAGGCAUGAAAAGUGGGAAAGGAAGACCAAUAAGUUUUGUAGAUUCGUUCCCUUUAUCUUUCUGGAUUUGUCAACCAACAAGAUAUGCAGAGUCACAAAAAGAGCUGCAGAAUUGUAAUCAAGUAUCUCUAAAUACAUCCCAAAGUGAAUCUAGUGAUCUGGCUGGCCGACUGAAGCGGAAGAAGCUCUUGAAAGAGUAUUAUAGUACAGAAUCUGAGCCCUUGACAGAUGGUGGUCAGAAACCUUCAUCAGAUACAUUUAUAAGCUUUUCCUCUUCAUCAUCAGAUGCAGAUAUUCAUGUCUUGGUUCAUGUUCAUAAACAUGUUAGUUUGCAGAUCAAUCACUACCAAUAUCUGCUGCUACUUUUCCUACAUGAAUCACUUAUUCUCCUUUCAGAUAACUUAAGGAAAGAUGUGGAAGCUGUGACUGGCAGUCCUGCUAGCCAGACAUCUGUUUGUAUUGGUGUUUUACUUAAAAGUGCAGAACUAGCUCUCUUGCUACAUCCAGUGGAUCAUGUCAAUACUCUUAAGUCACCUCUUUCUGAAAGUGUGAGCCCAAUGGUUCCUGAUUACUUGCCUACAGAAAAUGGAGAAUUUUUAUCUUCCAAAAGAAAACAAUUUAGUAGUGGUAUAAAUCAAAUAAGAAGUGUAACUGUUAAUCAUAUGUCAGACAACAGGUCUAUGAGUGUUGAUCUUAGUCAUGUCCCUUUAAAGGAUUCUUUGCUUUUUAAAUCAGCUAGUGAUACAAAUCUGCAGAAAGGUACUUCUUUUCUGGAGUAUUUAUCAGAUAAGCAUUUAGGGAAAAUAAGUGAAGAUGAAAGUAGUGGACUGACUUACAAGAGUGGCUCAGGAGAAAUUGGAUUACAAAUAAGUGACAGAAAGGAUUCAUCUCAUGCAGAUUCAAGUAAUGUCUUAAACUACAGGGAAGGAUCAAAAAUGCCAUCAUUUGGUAAUGACAGUAAUCAAAACAUGCUUUCAAAUAAUUUAACUAAUAAAGGAAAUGAAACCAUAGAGUCCAUCUUCAAAGCUGAAGAUUUGCUUCCAGAAGCAUCUUCACUCCCUGAUAGCCUGGAAAUGAGUAAAGAAGAAGGAUCCACAGUUAGAACACUUAAACCUCAGUCAUCUUUAAGUGGAAAGCCUAAGGAACGUUGCCCACCCAACCAGGUUCCACUCUGUGUUUCUUAUAAGAACAUGAAAAGAAGCUCCUCCCAAAUCUCCUUGGAUACUAUUUCAAUUGACAGCAUGAUACUGGAAGAACAGUUGUUAGAAAGUGAUGGAAGUGAUAGUCAGAUAUUUUUGGAAAAAGGUAAAGCAGAGAAGUUUAAAUUUUAUUAUAUAUUUAAAUAGCUUUAUUUUAUUUAUACACACGCCCCUACACUACC